Asterias rubens (European starfish) is the source of this 948-nucleotide messenger RNA. RefSeq names its product substance-K receptor-like. The record is from RefSeq and is a predicted model, not a curated record. The transcript has a single exon. The coding region runs from base 1 to 948 and encodes 315 amino acids. Gene Ontology annotation, cellular component: membrane. NCBI's taxonomy places the organism in Eukaryota, Metazoa, Echinodermata, Asteroidea, Forcipulatida, Asteriidae. Gene Ontology annotation, biological process: G protein-coupled receptor signaling pathway. Gene Ontology annotation, molecular function: G protein-coupled receptor activity.
AUGGCCGAGGGAAUCUUGGUUCUUCGGGUGAUCAAGACCAUUGUAGGGCUACUAGGCAUUCUGGGCAAUGCUCUCGUCUGUCUGGUCAUCUACAAAGUGACAUCAAUGCAUACCACUACUAACUACUUCAUCUUCAACCAGGCUACUAUAGACUUCCUCGGCUCUGUGAUGCUCCUCUUAAGCAGCAACAUACCAGUACCGGUGUUUCUCGCUGAUAACCUCGGUGGCAACUUACUCUGUCGCCUCUGGAUUUCAGAUUUUUUCUUGUGGUCGUUUUUCACCUCUUCAACACUGAACCUGGUGUCCGUUACUUUCGAGAGAUACGUCGCCAUCGUGUUCCCGUUCCAGCACGGGGUAAUCUACGGGACUGUCCCGGUCCGUAUUCUGAUCGCAGGGGUCUGGAUCAUCGGUAUGGCAAGUAGCUUCUACGAUAUCGCUUUCUACGCUGUAAUCUACGGGUCAUGCCAUUCCGUAAGCGUCCCGGGCUCGCAGGCUAUCGGCGUCAUGAUCUUCCUCCUGCAGUACUUUCUCCCGGUGUGCGCUAUGCUCUUCGCUUACGUCCACAUCAUGGUAGUGCUGAAGCGGAAAGCGGUGAGUGUGGGCCCGCAACCGGUUACGGUCAGCAGUGUUUCGCACCCGGUAGACACCAUGGAGAGAUCGCUUCUACGGGCCCGUCGCAACACCCUCAAGACCCUGGUGAUCGUCUUCGCCACGUACGUCGGAUGCUGGUCCAUGAAUGCCGUUGUGUUCUUCAUGUUUAACUUCGGCUACCCGCUGGAUUUCAACGGUGCUGUAUACAUCGUUUCGGUGGCACUGGUUGCGUCUAACUCGUGUCUGAAUCCGUUCAUCUAUGCCGUUAAAUACAGACAGUUCCGCCGCGGAUUCAGAAUAGUUUUUGGUCUGCCGGUUACCAAUGAAGACUUUGGAAAUUCAUCAACUGCUAAUUAG